CACCGCGACCUGAGCCGCGACCGUCCGCUCGUGCUGCUGCUGCAUCUGCUGCAGUUCGGGCCCCUCUUCAGGUGUUUUGAAGUCUUCUAUAUCUACUUCCAUUCAGACCAGAGUGAAGAGCCUUAUGUCAGCAUCACCAGGAAGCGGCAGAUACCCAAAAAUGGCCUCUCAGAGGAGAUUGAGAAGGAGGUGGGCCAGGCAGAAGGCAAGCUGUUCACCCACCGAUCUGCGUUCAGCCGGGCAUCAGUGAUCCAGGCUUUCCUGGGCUCAGCCCCACAACUGACCCUGCAGCUGUAUAUAUGCGUCUUGGAGCAGGACGUCAGUGUUGGAAGAAGCUUCCUCAUGACCUUAUCCUUGUUGUCCAUCGUGUACGGAGCCUUGCGCUGCAACAUCCUAGCCAUCAAAAUUAAGUAUGAUGAGUAUGAGGUCAACGUGAAGCCUCUGGCUUACGUCUGUAUCUUCUUCUGGAGGAGCUUUGAGAUUGCCACUCGAGUUAUAGUCCUGGUCCUCUUUACCUCCGUCCUGAAGACCUGGGUAGUGGUGGUCAUACUCUUCAACUUCUUCAGCUUCUUCUUGUUCCCCUGGGUCCUCUUCUGGUGCAGUGGCUCCCCAUUCCCCGAGAACAUAGAGAAGGCCCUCAGUCGGGUGGGCACCACCAUUGUGCUGUGCUUCCUCACUUUACUCUAUGCUGGUAUCAAUAUGUUCUGCUGGUCAGCUGUGCAGCUAAAAAUCAACAACCCCGAGCUCAUCAGCAAGUCUCCGAAUUGGUACCACCUACUGGUGUACUACACAGUGAGAUUAAUUGAGAAUGCCAUCCUCCUCCUCCUGUGGUAUUUUUUUAAGACCGACGUCUAUAUGUAUGUGUGUGCUCCUCUCGUGAUGCUGCAGCUGCUCAUUGGGUACUGUGCAGCCAUCCUCUUCAUGCUUGUGUUCUAUCAGUUCUUUCACCCCUGCAAAAAGCUCUUUUCCACCAGUUUUUCUGAAGGCUUUCAGAUGUGGCUUAGGUGUGCCUGCUGUUCCCACAGGCAACAGAAAUCCUGUGAGUCAGUAGAAAAUACAGACCUAAAGUCAUCCAAAAGCAGAGAUGAGACACCUUCUAGCAGUAAAAUAAGUACUGAUCCCAGUCACAACGUUACUGCCGAUGAGCUCUCCUCUGCUUAAUGGGAUCUGAGGUUUCAGGGCACAGUCAUGUUAUUUUCUGGGUUGAUACCUGUUCUUCAUACAAGUAAUGAGCCCUCCACAGGGAACAAGGCAGGAAGAUAACUGUUAACUCCUUGUGAGCUGCUCCUCUUUAUAGAG
Galeopterus variegatus (Sunda flying lemur) is the source of this 1299-nucleotide messenger RNA. It is a transcript of the gene XK, whose product is annotated as X-linked Kx blood group. The annotation marks the transcript as partial. Gene Ontology annotation, cellular component: membrane. The transcript is spliced from 3 exons. The record is from RefSeq and is a predicted model, not a curated record. Lineage: Eukaryota; Metazoa; Chordata; Mammalia; Dermoptera; Cynocephalidae.